Triplophysa rosa is the source of this 1005-nucleotide messenger RNA. RefSeq lists its product as uncharacterized. Gene Ontology annotation, biological process: DNA integration; DNA recombination. NCBI's taxonomy places the organism in Eukaryota, Metazoa, Chordata, Actinopteri, Cypriniformes, Nemacheilidae. The transcript has a single exon. The annotation marks the transcript as partial. Gene Ontology annotation, molecular function: DNA binding. The record is from RefSeq and is a predicted model, not a curated record.
CUUCCUGCUCAUGUUAUCGCCACUAUUCAGAAUGUUAGAGCCGCUUCUACACGGUCUCUGUAUGACUGUAAGUGGCGCGUGUUUGAGGAAUGGUGUGAUGGGCGCAGGUUGAUAUCAUAUCAGUGCUCCGUUGCUGAUAUUUUGUGCUUUUUGCAGGACUUAAUAGAUAAAGGUAGAUCCUUUUCCACUAUUAAGGUCUAUUUAGCUGCUAUCGCUGCUUGCCAUGUCGGAUUCGAUGGCACAUCUGUAAGGCAACACCCUCUCCUUCGCAGGUUUAUGAAGGGUGCACAGCACUUUCUUCCCAUGCCUGCUAAAACUGUGCCAGAGUGGGACCUCUCCAUGGUGCUAAAGUCUCUGUCUCGUCGGCCCUUUGAACCUUUGGGAGAGGUUUCGCUGAAACAUCUGUCUUUCAAAACAGCAUUGAUUCUGACUCUGACCUCUGCUAAACUUGUCAGUAUUUUGCAUGCACUCUCUGUUCAUCCCUCAUGCACAAAAUUUUAUUUCGAUGGAAAUAGAGAUUUUCUUAGGCCUAACCCGGCCUUUAUGCCUAUAUGCUUCCCAGCAGUGACGUGUGAGGUGAUAGAGUUGUCAUGCCCACCUCCUUUUUCCUCUGCAGAGGAUGAGAGGUUACAUGCUUUGUGUCCUGUGCGUGCCCUGCGGGUUUAUAUGGACAGGACUAAGACUUUUAGAAAGAGCGAUCAGCUCUUCAUUUCCUGGGCUCCCCCUCACACAGGGAAUCCCAUUUCCAAACAACGCCUCUCUCAUUGGCUUGUGGAAGCAAUAUCUAUGGCUUAUGAAUCCAUGGGAGUGCAGCCCCCAGGGGGCCUCAGAGCUCACUUUAACAGAGGCAUGGCUGCUUCGUGGGCUCUGUUCAGGGGAGUUUCGCUACAGGACAUCUGUGUCGCAGCUAGUUGGACUUCUCCUCAUUCGUUUGUCAGAUACUACCGGCUGGAUGUUACCAGGACCCCGGUAGCUCAUUCUGUAUUAGGGGUGGGUUCAUCAUAA